UGGUCGUUAGGCUCACGCGCAGUACGGAAGUGUGCCCGGGCAACCGGAAGCCACGGGAAGAGAGCUAUGGCGGGUAUGAAUGUGAGAGAUCCAGCGAUAGACCGUUCUCUACGUUCGGUGUUCGUGGGAAACAUUCCAUAUGAAGCUACUGAAGAGCAGUUAAAGGACAUCUUUUCUGAGGUUGGACCCGUUGUUAGUUUCAGGUUGGUAUAUGAUAGGGAGACAGGAAAGCCAAAGGGUUAUGGCUUCUGUGAAUACCAAGACCAAGAGACAGCACUUAGUGCCAUGAGAAACCUGAAUGGGCGUGAAUUCAGUGGAAGAGCACUUCGAGUGGAUAAUGCUGCCAGUGAAAAGAACAAAGAAGAACUGAAGAGCCUUGGCACUGGUGCCCCUGUCAUUGAGUCACCUUAUGGAGAGACCAUCAGCCCUGAGGAUGCUCCUGAGUCCAUUAGCAAAGCAGUUGCCAGUCUUCCACCGGAGCAGAUGUUUGAGCUGAUGAAACAGAUGAAGCUUUGUGUCCAGAAUAGUCCCCAGGAAGCACGGAACAUGUUGCUCCAAAACCCUCAACUGGCUUAUGCUUUGCUACAAGCACAGGUAGUGAUGAGAAUUGUGGAUCCAGAGAUCGCCCUGAAAAUUCUGCAUCGCCAGACAAAUAUCCCAACACUGAUGGCAGGCAAUCCUCAGCCAGUCCACAGUGCUGGGCCUCCCUCAGGAGCCGGUGUGCCAAUGAACCAGCAGAAUCCUCAGGCCCCUGGGGCCCAGCCUAUGGGUGGCAUGCAUGUCAAUGGUGCACCUCCUUUGAUGCAAGCUUCUAUGCAGGCUGGAGUUCCAGCACCAGGACAAAUACCAACUGCUGUAACAGGACCUGGCCCUGGUGCCUUAGCUCCCGGUGCAUAUGUUGUUCUUUUGAUGAAAAGAGAAGAAUUUCUAUGUGGAAAGGGCCAGACAAGGACUUGUGGAGGGAUGCCGGCCCAGGUUGGAAUGCCAGGAAGUGGACCAGUGCCCAUGGAACGAGCACAAGGAACCCUACAGCACUCGCCUGUGGGACCCGCCGGGCCUGCAUCAAUUGAGCGAGUUCAAGUGCCGAUGCAAGACCCCAGAGCAGCUAUGCAGCGUGGGCCCUUGCCUGCCAACGUCCCAACUCCUCGAGGUCUGUUAGGAGAUGCUCCAAAUGACCCACGUGGGGGCACUUUACUUUCUGUAACUGGAGAGGUAGAGCCUAGAGGUUACCUGGGACCACCUCAUCAGGGUCCACCCAUGCACCAUGUCCCUGGCCAUGACAGUCGUGGCCCGCCCCCACAUGAGAUGAGGGGAGGGCCAUUAGCCGAGCCCAGACCUCUAAUGGCAGAGCCAAGAGGACCCAUGCUAGAUCAGAGGGGUCCACCUUUGGAUGGCAGAGGUGGAAGAGAUCCCCGAGGCAUGGACACACGAGGGAUGGAGGCACGAGCCAUGGAGGCAAGAGGAUUAGAUGCCAGAGGAUUGGAGGCCCGUGCGAUGGAGGCACGUGCAAUGGAGGCCCGUGCGAUGGAGGCCCGUGCAAUGGAGGCCCGUGCAAUGGAAGUCAGAGGGAUGGAGGUCAGAAGCAUGGAUCCAAGGGGCCCAGUCCCUGGCCCUAGAGGCCCUAUACCUAGUGGAAUCCAGGGUCCCAAUCCAAUUAACAUGGGGGCAGUUGGCCCCCAGGGAUCCAGACAGGUCCCAGUCAUGCAGGGGGCAGGCAUGCAAGGAGCCAAUAUGCAGGGUGGAGGCCAGCCUGGUGGCUUUAGUCCUGGCCAGAACCAAGUCACUCCACAGGACCAUGAGAAGGCUGCUUUGAUCAUGCAGGUUCUUCAACUGACUGCAGACCAGAUCGCCAUGCUGCCUCCCGAACAGAGGCAGAGUAUCCUGAUCUUAAAGGAACAAAUACAGAAGUCCACUGGAGCACCUUGAAAGGUUUUCAAAAAUACCUGGCAACAAAUAUGGAAAAUAAUUCCAUAACUUUGUUGAAAUGUUGCAAAAAGAUGACUUCUACAUCCUAAUCCUUGAAUGACUCAAAUUGGUGCCAGGUGGAGGAUUCCCAUCACCUCUCUCAGAACAAAACUAGAUCAUUCUGUUGUCUUAGUUUAUAUAUUUUCUGUGACUUGAAAUAAACUUUGAACACAGUUUUAGUAUAA
Messenger RNA from Myotis myotis, 2150 nucleotides. It is a transcript of the gene CSTF2, whose product is annotated as cleavage stimulation factor subunit 2. Lineage: Eukaryota; Metazoa; Chordata; Mammalia; Chiroptera; Vespertilionidae. Gene Ontology annotation, cellular component: mRNA cleavage and polyadenylation specificity factor complex. The record is from RefSeq and is a predicted model, not a curated record. Bases 67 to 1926 code for a protein of 619 amino acids. Gene Ontology annotation, molecular function: mRNA binding. Gene Ontology annotation, biological process: mRNA 3'-end processing. The transcript is spliced from 16 exons.